AUGUCCAGACGCGGUGACAGCUCGUCGUCCUCCUCAAACUUAGACCAGAUGCCCAGGGAUCCUGAAGCCCGUGAGGGGUGGGGCGGAAAGUUGGACUUCAUCCUGACAUGUAUUGGUUACGCCGUGGGCCUUGGCAACAUCUGGAGAUUCCCGUAUCUGUGUUACAAAAGUGGAGGAGGUGCCUUCCUUAUUCCUUACAGCUUAUUUCUACUUGUAUGUGGCCUUCCCCUGUUUUUCCUUGAGGUUUCCUAUGGUCAGUUUUCAAGCUUAAGUCCAGUAGCCAUUUGGAAAGUGGCUCCAUUAUUCAAAGGUGUUGGGAUGGGAAUGUUGAUUUGCUCUGGAAUCGUCUGCAUAUACUACAAUGUCAUCAUUGCAUGGACUCUGUACUACUUGUUCUCAUCAUUCACCAAACUCCUUCCUUGGUCACACUGCAACAACAGCUGGAAUACAGAGAAAUGUGUUGAUGAUGAGAGGCAGAAAAAUUUUACUGCUGCAGCGUCUGCUGUAUCUAGUGGCAUGAAUAAAAGUAUGUCUAUGAACAGUGAUGCUGCUUCGGCACUUGCAGUUGUGGUUAAUGGAAGCAGACUCGUUUACAUAGGAAACAAUAAGAGUAUUUCUGCCAGUGAGGAGUUCUGGGAGCGUCAUGUUCUCGAACUGAGUGCUGGAAUCGACACCCCUGGCACAAUCAGAUGGCAGUUGCUAAUUUGUCUCGCUGUUGCCUGGCUUUGUGUUUUCUUCUGCCUGUUUAAAGGAGUUAAAAUUCUAGGGAAGGUGAUGCAUUUUGCUGCGCCAUUCCCCUACUUGAUUCUCUUAAUCCUGCUUGUACGUGGCUGCACCUUGCCUGGAGCUGUGGAAGGAAUUCUCUUCUACAUUGUUCCUAGGUGGGAAAAGCUGUUUGAAUUUACUGUCUGGGGUGAUGCAGCACUUCAGAUCUUCUACUCUGUUGGAAUGGCCUGGGGAGGAAUCAUAACGAUGGCGUCCUACAACAAGUUUAAUAACAAUGUCUACAGAGAUGCCAUGUUAGUUCCAUUCAUUAAUGAAGGAACAAGUCUUUUUGCUGGAUUUGUCAUCUUUUCCGUUCUUGGUUUUAUGGCACAUGAAGCAAACACAGAUGUGGAUAAAAUUGUUACACAAGGACCAGGUUUAACAUUUGUAGCAUACCCAGAAGCCAUAGCCAAAAUGCCGUUAUCACCCUUGUGGGCAGUGCUAUUCUUCAUUAUGUUGUUCAUCAUUGGUUUAGACAGCCAGUUUGGCAUGUUUGAAACUAUUCUGAGUGGCAUUACAGAUGAAUACCCUCACCUCCUGCGGAGGAAGAAGGUCACAAUCACAGCUCUGGCUUGUUUUGCUGAGUUUCUGCUAGGACUUCCCUGCAUCACCCAGGGUGGUAUCUACAUACUGCAGAUCAUGGACUGGUACUGUGCAAGCUUCUCCCUUAUGCUCAUUUCAAUGACAGAGUGUCUAGCAUUGUCCUGGGCUUAUGGUGUUGAUCGACUUUACAAGGACAUUGCUUUAAUGAUUGGCUACAAACCACAUUUUUGGUGGAAGUAUAUGUGGAAAUAUAUCACACCUGGAGUUAUAAUGUUUAUAUGGAUCUUCAGCGUUAUAACCCUGGGCCCUGUAACAUACGGCGAUAAUUAUUCAUACCCACCCUGGGCAAUUGCUUUUGGUUGGAUACUGGGCAUCCUGGCUGUUGUGCCCAUCCCAGUUGUUGCUGCUGUACAAAUUUACCACGCUAAAGGGCCAAUUUUGAAAAGAAUUAAACAUCUUUGCAAGCCUCAUGAAUCAUGGGGCCCUGCUUUACCUGAGAACAGAAAACGCUAUUUUGCUGAACUCGGCAGAAGUGAGCUGCAGGACAUUUUCAUCCCCACACAUGAGAAAACUACCCCACCAACCAGCAAUGGCUGUGAUGAAACUACACUUGUGUUCCUGCCCAAGUCGUAG
Molecule: messenger RNA, 1941 nt
Organism: Candidula unifasciata
Lineage: Eukaryota; Metazoa; Mollusca; Gastropoda; Stylommatophora; Geomitridae
Source: the annotation of a GenBank genome assembly